UUCCUCCUUAAAUGGUAAAGAAAAAUAGGAUGAAACAAUAGUCAGAAACCGAUGCACUAAUUUGUUGAAUGAAAACAUAAGAGAAAUGUGUGUGUCAAACACUAUAUAAUGUCUACCCUCCCUGGUUCUGCUGUGCAGACCACUGCAACAGAGAGCUGUAAGAAAUGAGUAAGGUGCUAUUGAAAACUUAAAAGAAGGCAUUGUGUCUUUAUAAAUGGCAGUGUGUAUUUUAUCUUUACAGGAUCCAACUCCAUGACACCGUCCACCUCACAACAUACAAGCGCAGAACCUGAACAUGCCUCUGCUCCACCUGCUGGAGAAGAAGCACCUGAACAUUACAUUGGUAACAGUGCCUUUGAAAAGGCGGACAGCAUGUUUAACAUUGUAAUGCUGGGACUAACGGGGACUGGAAAGAGUGCAUCGGCUAACACCAUCCUGGCUGCCGGGAACUCAAGAAAACACUUUAAAUCUAAGUCGAGCUCCAUGCCGGUCACCACCCGGUGUGAGGCCAUAAUAGUAAAGAAGCUCUGUGGGACGCGGGUGAGAGUGGUUGACACCCCGGACUUCUUAAACGACCAACUGAAGGACUCCCAGGCACAGGUAGAGGAGUGUAAGAGGUACUGCCAGCCAGGUCGGUGCGUGGUGUUACUCGUGUUACAGCUGGGCCGGUUUACAGAUGGUGAGAGAGGAAUAUUGGAAAAGCUGGAAAAAAAGCUUGACUGGAAGAUCAGGAAGCGCACAAUCGUCCUGCUGACACACAAGGAGGACCUGGAAGGAAGUCUGGCUGAGUAUAUUAAUGCGAAUGACGGCCUCAAGAGCAUUGUUGAUAUGUGUGGCAAUCGUAUUCAUCUUUUUAAUAAUUCCUCCAACGAUACUAAGCAAGUCACAGAGCUCAUCGAGAAAAUUCCAAACAAUGAAAGUAUUUUCCCAAAGUUUCCCAAAGAAAACCAGUGUUGUGUGUGUUAGCUUGGCUACACAUGCUGAUCAGUGCACAAAGUCCAAAUGGGCAAAUGACAUAAAGCGAGUAUUCUGUGGAUUAACACGGCAUCAUCUGACACAAAAUUGAUAAAAAUGAUUACAAUUGUUGCAGAACCAUUGAUAACUGUUGAAGUCCACACAUUACCCAUAAUGCAACUCUCCCGCCAACAGUUCAGUCGAGUCAGAUGCAGAUGCGCUUUGCUAGUAGCGGCUAACGUAGCCUAGACCCACCAGCCUCAAGCAGAGAGGAGGAGUGCGCUAUCAUUUUUUUUUUUUAUCAUUUAAAAUCUUCAGCCCUAAAGAUAAUUUAUCAUUAGCUUCGCUCUUGCUGUAGAAACUAAAGGCAAUUUUUUAACACACACAAUAAUACUCCCCAAGACCUGUGAACAGAUGUUCCCCUUUGAUUUCAAGUGCACAUUUUAAAGUUGUGUUCUCUACUGCACUCUAUUUUCUCCUAAUCAUUAUGAUAUCAUUUUAAUUAGAGUACUUUUAUGCGUUGUUUGUGUUUGAUUUUAAAUGAACCUCUAUCACAUUACACAUACCAAUGUGUGGAGCAAGCCUACGCCUCCUGGGGAUGGUGGAGGACGUUGUUACUGUUGCUACUGCUACUGGUGUGUAAUGUGCAUCUGUUGUUGUAGAAAUUGUAGAAAUUAUGAAUGCAUUGGUGAAAAUGGCAUGAACGUUUGACAAUAACUGGAUGCAGGAUUCCAACAUGGCCUUCAGCUAAGUUCUAAGAGAGAGAAGGGAGAAGAUUACAUGUCACCAAGUCCAGAAAAUGUGUGUGUCCUGAUCACGGCCCUGAUGAAAGACUCAGGGUCAGCUGCUCGUCAGAUGACACCAGCUGACGUACUGUACUGUGCCAUGAAGUCCAUCCUCCCAACUGUAGGUACCUGCAUGCUUUGCAUGGCUUUGGGUUCCUCUGCAGAGAAAACUCAGGAUUUUUUGUUUGAAUAAAGCAUUUUAUUUACAGAACCAUCUUGAUCUCCUUGAAAAAUGAUAAAACUCUAAUUAAAUAACUUUAAAAACUCACAAAACUGGCAAAGUAUUCUGAAACCUGCAUUGUUUACAUUCACUGUUAACUAGCUGGACUGCUGCUCUCUUCUCUAAAUGACUGUCACCUGUUGUCGAUUAGCAGAUGAACACCAAAUAAUCAGCAGGAGUGUGCUCCCCCACUGGAACAGAUUUUUGGUGCACAACACACAAACUUGGAACCAUUUGGAAAAGCAUAGCACCAGUAAUGAAUCCUUCUAAGAGAUUCAUGGGAAAUAGUGCUGACUUUGAAUUUAGGUAUGGUGUGACAUAUACAUUAUUUCAUAUUUUUGUUUU
This is a messenger RNA of Etheostoma cragini (Arkansas darter), 2304 nucleotides long. RefSeq names its product GTPase IMAP family member 9-like. The record is from RefSeq and is a predicted model, not a curated record. The transcript is spliced from 2 exons. Bases 253 to 966 code for a protein of 237 amino acids. Lineage: Eukaryota; Metazoa; Chordata; Actinopteri; Perciformes; Percidae. Gene Ontology annotation, molecular function: GTP binding.